UCGUCCACCAAGGGAGAUUGGCAGGGGCUAAACUACUGGAUAAACGUGAUUAUGUUUCCUAGCUAUGUUCGAUGAGGAUGAUUACUAUGUGCGACAAUGAAUCAAAAAGAAACACUGCAGUGCAGUGUGUGUGCGUGCGUGAGGGAGCAUGCGCGUAAAAAUAAAAAUUACCGUAAGUACAGACGUUACAAGGACUGUUACCUAUAGAAGCGGUGAGGGCGAUGAACAAAUGGUGCGAUGCAAGGUGCCACGGACAGGCCCCCACUUUCCCGUGUGAACUGCCCCAAAUGACAGUAACGAAGUUGGCCAAUCGCCCUUAGUGGAUAACGGCCAUUUCCCCGAGGAUGAUGAAGAAGAAGAACGAAGUUGGUGUAAAUACCUAUUGCACGCAAUCACGUCAUAACGCAACGCAACGCGUCACGUGCCAAGCUCGCGGCCACGGGCCCUUGCUCCCGAUCUAUUCCAGACUGUAACGCGCACCUGAGCAGUCUGGCCUUCGUACUGUUCUGUGCCUCUGCAACAUGGCCUUCAAUACCUUGGCGGCACUGUUCGUAGUUUUCUACUACGUCACCAUCGUCACCAUCGGCGUAUGGGCAGGACGAAAGGUGCAUACCGGGGACACCAGAGAGGCUUACCGUCGGUCCGCCAGGAGGAACAGAGAUGCGAGCGAGCUCUUCCUGUUGCGCAUGUACAUUAGCGAACGCAAGGUGCCGCUCUACCUUGGCUUUGCGUCCAUGACAGCCACCUGGGUUGGAGGAGGCUACCUCAACGGUGCAGCCGAAGUUGUGUACAGCUCUGGGCUGAUGUGGUGUCAGGCGCCUGCUAGCUACGCACUAAGUCUCCUACUAGGUGGCCGUCUGUUUGCGAGCAAGAUGCGUGCCUCGAACGCCAUCACCAUGAUGGACCCAUUUCAGGAGCGACUCGGUAAAUGGGUCUGUAUUCUGCUAGUCAUCCCAGCCGUUUGUGGAGAGAUCUUCUGGACCGCCUCCAUCUUGUCCGCACUAGGUCUGUGCAUUCUUGCGAAAAAAAAAAAAAACUGUCGUCUGCUAACUUACUGUCGUCUGCUAACUUACUGUCGUCUGCUAACUUACUGUCGUCUGCUAACUUACUGUCGUCUGCUAACUUACUGUCGUCUGCUAACUUACUGUCGUCUGCUAACUUACUGUCGUCUGCUAACUUACUGUCGUCUGCUAACUUACUGUCGUCUGCUAACUUACUGUCGUCUGCUAACUUUCUUUCUCGUCAAACCAGGCACAGCGGUACGGAUAAUCGUGGAGAUCGAGACCACCACUUUUCCCAUAAUCGCGUCCGCUGCCGUCAUACUCUUCUACACGUCUCUCGGAGGUUUCUAUUCCGUCAUAUACACAGACCUGUUCCAGGUGGCAAUGACGAUGGUGGGACUGUGGACGAUUGUGCCCUAUGUCCUGGGCCAUAAAGACGUUGGUACCGUUCAUGGCAAAGACGCCGACUGGGUUGGCGAAGUCUUCUUUGAAGACGCUGGCAUCGCAUUCGACUUCUUCCUCAUGACUGCGCUUGGAGGAAUUCCUUGGCAGGUCUACUUCCAGCGCGUCCUUAGCGUUUCCAGCAGCUUUGAUGCCGAAAUGAUGUCUUACCUGGCCGCUGUAGGCUGUAUCUUCCUGGCGCUACCGCCUAUCAUGGUAGGAGCCGCGGCAAAGACAACAAAUUUCACCCUGGUGGGUUACAAGGGGCCUUUUCAACUGCGCCCGGAUGAUGUGCCAAGCGUCCUCCCUAUCUGCAUCCGACUGUUCGCACCUUCAUUUAUGUCCAUCGUAGGACUGGGGGCCAUAACAUCGGCGGUCAUGUCGUCUAUGGACUCUUCCAUGCUGAGUGCCGCUACGUUGGUCACGAGGAACGUCUACCAUCAACUGUUCAGACCCACAGCAGGCGACAUGGAGAUAGCGACGUUCCUCCGUGCUAGCGUGUGCGUCAUCGGAGCCUUAUCUACUUACAUGGCCCUGUCUGUCACUUCCGUCUAUGCCCUCUGGAUCUUCAGCUCGGACUUGGUCUACGUUCUCCUCUUCCCUCAACUAGUUUCUGUUUUCUACUUCGAGGUUCGCACUGUAUUCCAUAUUAAUUAUGAACAUACGAACGCCUACGGUUCUGUCUGCGGCUUCGUAUUGGGCGCCCUGUUACGUCUCAUCAGCGGCGAACCUUCCAUGGGAGUACCUGUGCUCCUACGGUACCCGUUCUAUGACGAAGACACCGGACAGCGGUUCCCAUUCAGAACCUUCUGUAUGUUCCUGAGCUUCACGAGCCUCCUGCUAUUCUCCAAGCUGACGGAACACCUGUUCCAUUCUGGUGCGCUGGCCCCUCACCUCGACUACUGGAACUGUUACCCCGAUCUCCAUCCGCCUCCGAAGGAACCUGAACCGGAUCAGCCUGUCAACCCAAUUGAUGUAGUUCCGAGCAACAUGGAAUCCUCUGUGUCGUCGAAAAAGUCUUCGAAGGAGAAACCAUCAAAGAAAAAGAUCCCUAGAUAGUUGAUAUUAUACGGCUGUUAUUGCAUAUCGAUGUUGACGUGCAACAAAAAAUAUUGGAAAAAUAUUUUAUUUUCCGCAUUGAUGUUGCACACUGAGUCGCCAUAUAGUACUAUGCUUCGAGAUUUUAAAAGUGCUAAUGAAACCAACUGAACGUUCUUUGCAAUCGUG
Molecule: messenger RNA, 2669 nt
Organism: Ornithodoros turicata
Lineage: Eukaryota; Metazoa; Arthropoda; Arachnida; Ixodida; Argasidae
Product: high-affinity choline transporter 1-like
Exons: 8
Coding region: 522-2501 (659 amino acids)
Biological process (GO): acetylcholine biosynthetic process; choline transport; transmembrane transport
Cellular component (GO): plasma membrane
Molecular function (GO): choline:sodium symporter activity
Source: RefSeq, a predicted model, not a curated record